AUGUCUUGGGGAGUUUCUUUCUUCUUGCUGGUUGCUCUUCUUCUCCAAGUGUUUGGUGUAGCAGCCUUGACAAAUACUGAGGAUUUUGUUGCUCUAAAGUCACUAAAAGAUGUAUGGGAAAAUGUACCUCCCAAUUGGGAUGGUGCUGAUCCUUGUGGAAAUAAUGGAUGGGAUGGAAUCAACUGUGAUGCUAAUAAUCGUGUUGUUACGAUCACAUUAGUCAGCUUCAAUAUAAGCGGUCAGCUGUCGUCGGACAUCAAAGAAUUAUCCGAGCUGCAGAUUCUUGAUCUAUCAUAUAACAGAGGCCUGACCGGAGCCCUUCCUUCCGCAAUCGGGAAUUUGAAGAAGUUGACGAGCUUGAUACUUGUUGGUUGUGGAUUUUCUGGUCCAAUACCACCUUCAAUAGGGGCUAUGCAAGAGUUGGUUUACUUGUCUCUGAAUUUAAACAACUUUGUGGGUGAGAUACCGGCUAGCAUUGGAAAUUUACGGAACCUUUAUUGGCUGGACUUAGCAGAUAAUAGGCUAAGUGGAAGUAUCCCAGUCUCAACAGGAACCACUCCUGGGCUCGACAUGCUGUUCAAAACGAACCACUUCCAUUUUGGAAACAAUCGGCUGUCGGGUGAAAUACCAUCUCAGCUGUUCAACUCAAACAUGACUCUCAUACAUCUGCUUCUCGAAGGCAAUCAGCUAACAGGUCGCAUUCCCUCGUCUUUAGCACUUGUGCAGUCUCUCGAGGUUCUACGGCUCGACAGAAACUUUUUAAGUGGACCAGUUCCGAAUAACCUCAACAGCCUCACCACUGUCCAGGAGCUGUCCUUGGCAAACAAUAGGUUGACAGGACCUUUUCCCAAUCUAACAGGCAUGAAUCUGCUCCAUUCUGUGGACUUGAGCAAUAAUUCGUUUGAUGCGACAGAAGUUCCUUCAUGGCUCUUAUCUUCGACAUCCUUGACUACAUUGAUAAUGGACAAUGCAGGCAUUCAAGGACAACUUCCAGUUUCUUUGUUCAGCCUUCCUCAACUGCAGACUGUUGAAUUGAAGAACAACCGAAUUAACGGGACAUUGAAUAUUGGCCCGAAUCGUAGCACCCAACUACAACGUAUUGAUCUGCAGAACAACUUCGUCGAUGGGUAUACUGAACGAGCAGGUUACAAUGCCAGUGUUCAAAUUGUACUGGUCGGAAACCCAAUCUGCGAUGAAGGAGCCACGCAAAGCUACUGCACAAUUCCUCCGCAAACCAACAACACCACAACAUACCAAACCCCACCUGAAAAUUGCACGCCCACUUCCUGCAAUUCCGAUCGGAUCCAAAGCCCCACUUGCCGGUGCGCGUACCCAUACUCCGGCGCCCUCUACUUCCGAGCCCCGUCCUUCUCCAGCUACGGCAACGCCACCGUAUUCGAAUCCCUGCGCCAGAGGCUUAUGUCGACGUUCCAGACCCAUCACCAGCCGGUGGACUCGGUCUCCCUCAGCAACCCCACAAGAAAUAUGGAAAACUACCUUCAGCUGACCCUGCAGAUUUUUCCGGCGGGGCAGGACCAUUUCAAUCGGACGGGGGUUUCAAGAAUUGGAUUUAUGAUGAGCAACCAGACCUUCAAGCCGCCGCCUGGCUUCGGGCCCUUCUAUUUCAAUGCUGAUACUUAUCCCUACUUUGCAGGCCCGAAUGAAGGGUCAAAUAGACCUUCAAACAUGCGCGUGAUCAUUGGAGCAGCCGUUGGUGCAUCUAUUCUUCUUUUAUUGUUACUUAUUGCUGGAGUUUAUGCUAUUCGUCAAAAGAGGAGAGCCGAGACUGCUGCUAAAAAGAGUGAUCCGUUUGCAUCCUGGGACUCAAACUCAAACAGUGGUGCAGUACCGCAGUUAAGAGGAGCAAGAAGUUUUUCAUUUGAAGAAAUUAAGAAAUGCACUGAUAACUUCUCUGAUAAUAAUGAAGUUGGAUCGGGUGGUUAUGGCAAGGUAUACAGAGGAACCCUUCCCAAUGGACAACUGGUAGCCAUUAAAAGAACAAAGCCAGGAUCUACCCAGGGCGGCGUAGAGUUCAAAAAUGAGAUUGAGCUUCUCUCGAGGGUUCAUCACAAAAACGUUGUCAGUCUAGUUGGUUUCUGCUUCGAUCACGGGAAAACUGGUAUCAGAUUGGAUUGGACUAGAAGACUUCGAAUAGCAAUUGGAGCAGCCAGAGGGAUUCAGUAUUUGCAUGAGUUAGCAAACCCCCCCAUCAUACAUAGGGAUAUCAAAUCAAACAACAUCUUGCUGGAUGAUCGCCUGAAUGCGAAAGUUGCAGAUUUUGGACUCUCGAAGCCUAUGGGUGAACCGGAAAAGGGUCAUAUUACUACUCAAGUCAAAGGCACAAUGGGUUAUUUGGAUCCUGAAUAUUACAUGACACAAGAACUCACAGAAAAGAGCGACGUGUACAGCUUUGGGGUAUUGCUAUUCGAGCUUUUAACUUCAAGAUCUCCAAUAGUGAACGGGAAAUACAUUGUUCGGGAAGUGAAGGAAAUGAUGGACAAAAACAAGCAUUUGUAUAACCUCGAACCUCUUCUCGACCCAAUAGUUGCUUCCAAUAUGGCACCGGGUAGUGUCGAGAAAUUUGUGGAUCUUGCACUGAGGUGUGUUCAAGAGUUGGGAGUCAGCCGACCCACAAUGAAUGAAGUGGUUAAAGAGAUUGAAAAUAUCAUGGAGUUGUCUGGCUUGAAUCCACAUAAUGAAUCUGCCUCGACUUCGAGUAGUUAUGAAGGGAAAAUGAAGGAGCAUGGCCAUCCUUAUACUUAUGAAAGCCUGUCUUCUCAUAAUGAGCCUUAUUCUCCUUCAAUCUAG
Striga hermonthica is the source of this 2808-nucleotide messenger RNA. The record is from the annotation of a GenBank genome assembly. NCBI's taxonomy places the organism in Eukaryota, Viridiplantae, Streptophyta, Magnoliopsida, Lamiales, Orobanchaceae.